GGCCUCUCGUCCCUAUGCCAUCGGUUUGAGUGAGUGAAAGAAAGAGUUGUAAACAAUAGAAUUUCACUUGAAGCAGGCGUUCCUAGCGGUCAUUCAUCGAACACGUGAUCGUCGUCGUAGAUGUCGCUGGCGAAGAGGGAUCGGAUUGAUUUCGGAUUACGACGUUGUUUUGAAUUAUAGUCCAGGAGCAAAAAAUGAUUGGAGUCAAACAUGUGCUUUCUCUUCGCACUUCUCGUUUGAUUUCACGAGCUCUUGUGAAGAAUACCAACAUGAGCACUCCUACAACAAACCCACAACAACAACUCAACAAAGCUGACGACUCACCAGAUGUUCAACUAGAGGGUUUUGUUCAUAGCCUAAGUCCUGUUAAGCAUGCGAAAAAAAAAAACAGAAAACCAUACUUUGACUGUCUUGUCCAAACUGGAGAAGAUGAAAAGGUCCGUGCCGUGUGCUAUGACCCACAGCUAAGAAAAAAUCUCCUUGAACCAUACCAAAAUAAAUCACCAAUAAAAAUCACAGCCACCAAAAGAAUGGCUAGCACCAGUACCUCUGAAGAGUUCAGAAUGACGAAAAAAUCAAAGAUAACAUCAGCAGCGCCAGAAUUCUCAUAUAACUCCCAAGUUGUCUCAUCUAUUGUGAUGGUGCAAGAAGCGUUAUCAGCGCCAGAAUACAAGGCAGUUGACAUUGUUGCUAAGGUGGUAACAAAGAAUCACGAAAAUCAAUUGAUCAUUAAACAAGGUCAACAGCUAAAGAAAUCAGACUGUAUCAUUGGUGAUGAGCAUAGCACAAUAAAACUCACUCUCUGGGAAGACCUCAUUGACAGAGUAGAAUGUGGGAAAACGUACACAUUUAAGAAUGUUAGAAUCAGAGUAUUUGAUAACGUUAAAUAUCUAUCUACAAAUACUUCAACAUCAAUUGAACCAGCUGAUCGACAAAUCCAUGACAUAAACUUAACAUCUGAGCAAUUUGCUGAAAAUAUUAUCGAGGGACGGUUUAUCGGUGCCAAUGUGAAAGCAGCAAACUCUUGUGUUGUAUGCAACACCACGCUAAAUCAAGAUGAUAGUGAAGAUGACAUGAUAACAUGUCCCCUGCCAACUUGCCAAACAACUAUGCUCUUUUCAGAAUGCCAAACAAAACUGGUUUGCAACUUAACUGUCAAGAAAACUGAUGGCAAAAUGCAGAUGUACACAUGCUUUAAUGAUGGCCUGCAAAGUUUUCUCAUCUCCAUCAACAAAGGCGACACUAGAAUAGAUGACUUAUCACCUAAAGAACUGAACAAGCUUUUCUUAACUGCUGGAACUAAGCAACUUAUUGUGGAUAAUUCAACCUCUGUCAUUCAUCAGGUUCUCUUUUAGACCUCAAAACACGUCGAAGGUAUAAACACUACAGAAAAACAUUUAUUUGCAUAUUUUGAGUUUUUGUUGAACUACAGGCAUAAUGUCUGAUAUUCUCUGCUUUUCUUGUAUAAUACAGAGAAAUUCAUUCAAAAAAGUUAAAUUUAGAGUUCGUUUAGUUGUAAAACUGGAACCAGCAUUAUUGUUCUUGUUCAUAUUGUAUCUAGAUGACUGUGUACAAUGGUCUUGCUGAUAUUCAACUCAUAUUGAUCAUAUUGUAUAAGCCAAAAUCUAGUUAUUGGUCAACCAAGACCAUCCAUGAUAUAUUGUUUCUAAUCAACAAACAUUUCACAAUUAUAUUACAAAAUAGAGUGAAAGUACAGACAAAUAUUAUUUUAAAGGGAUUUUAUUGAAUAUAUUUUUAUAUAAGAUGUUACUGUUCAUAUUAUAACUAUAUCAAUAUUUUUGAAAAGCCACAAAAAUUGUAUUCACGUUAUAUAUUUAUAUUGAAGUGGAAAUAAAAUGUUUAUAUUUUGCAAAA
Molecule: messenger RNA, 1875 nt
Organism: Nematostella vectensis (starlet sea anemone)
Lineage: Eukaryota; Metazoa; Cnidaria; Anthozoa; Actiniaria; Edwardsiidae
Exons: 4
Coding region: 195-1355 (386 amino acids)
Source: RefSeq, a predicted model, not a curated record